UUUAUUUUUUAUUUUUUUUGUUUAUUAUUGUCAUUCGGUUGAAGGGUGAUUGCUCAUUCACAAACGGAUCCCAUUCUAAAAUAUUAUAAUCACUUGUACAAUUUAUUCUUCAAGCUUUCUCUUUUACAAUACUGAAAACAGCGCAGAAUGUCGUUAAAGAAACUACAAGCUGAAAUUGACCGAGUAUUGAAGAAAGUGAGUGAAGGAGUGGAGACGUUCGAUGCGAUUUCGGACAAGAUGCAGAAUACGUCCAACCACAAUCAAAAGGAAAAAUACGAACAGGACUUGAAAAAGGAAAUAAAAAAACUGCAACGUCUCCGUGACCAAAUCAAAACAUGGAUAUCAUCCAAUGAUGUGAAGGACAAAACAGCUUUAAUAGACAACCGAAAGCUGAUAGAAUCGCUGAUGGAGCGAUUCAAAAAUGUAGAACGAGAGAUAAAAACCAAAGCCUUCUCGAAAGAAGGCCUCCUACAACGAGAAAGAUUGGAUCCAAAAGAGAAAGAAAAAGCCGAUGUCAGCGAAUGGAUAUGCAACACCGUGGACGAACUAUCGCGGCAGAUUGAAAUGGCAGAGGCAGAGGUAGAGACACUGCAGGGCAGCUCGAGGAAAGGAAAGAAAGAUCAUGCAAAAAUAGAGAGAACGAAUGAAUUAGAACACUAUAUAGAACGAGAUCGAUGGCAUAUCGGUCGACUCGAACUUAUCUUACGACUGUUGGAAAAUGAUCAAAUAGCACCAGAAAGAGUGCUUGCCAUUCAAGAUGAUGUGCAAUACUAUGUGGAGUGCAAUCAGGAACCCGAUUUUGAAGAGGAUGAGUUUAUCUAUGAAGACCUGAACUUGGAGGAAGAAGAAGAAAUGUAUAAUGUGAUUACAGAUGAUCAUUAUGCACCUGAAGACAAAGAAACGGAAGAAAGAGUAUCGUCAUUGAAAAAGAAACUGAAAGAAAAGGAAGAGGAAGCAGAAAUACCAAUACCUACACCUAGUACACCGAAAGCAGCAAGAUCAAAGAGCCUAGAUGACAGCACUGCUACCACAGCAGCCAAUAGUCCUAAGAAACCGACGACAGUGGCUAAUGUCAAAUCUCCAGAGAGCAGUAACGGAUCUGUCACAUCGCCGACAAGCGUGACUCCAAAGGCGGCUCAAGCACCCACCAAGACGACCGACACCACCAUCAAUGAAAAAGGUCAAACACCAAAGAUCACCGUACCAUCCGCUUGGGCAGAACCGAUUAAACUAGCAGAUCAGAUAAAGUCAGCGACAGAAAGUAAAUCAACGCCACAAACAGACAAUAAAAUCACGAAACACGCGCCUUCUAACAUGACGGCAACAUCAGUAAACACGAGCGUUGAUGGAUCACCGCCAAAAACCUCUUCUGCGCCUGGAGCGCCCACCGAUAGUCUGUCCAACAUUCCUCCUCCUUAUCCGCCACAGAAACCCGAUUCAUCUUUACUUGCCAAAAACCUGGAUGAAGAAUUAUCCAUUUCUGAAUUACCCAACUCUUUGUCAGAUCUUGUGGCCUCUUUUGAAGCGAUCAAAGCAAAAGCCUCAGCAUCAGACUACGAAGACAGCCAAUACAUGAACCGAAUGUUGGAUGCCAGUCUACAAUUUGUCCCAGAUUUGAUGGAUUCUGAAAGACCUAAAGUAUAUCAUGCACAAACACCACAGAUAACACCUGCAUAUUAUCCACAACAACCUUUAGCUAUUUUUGACAAUCCUAGUUUAUUUGAGAAAUUUGAUACAGAUGCGCUCUUCUUUAUCUUUUAUUAUCAACAAGGUACCUAUCAACAGUAUUUGGCAGCCAAGGAAUUGAAGAAACAGUCAUGGCGCUUUCACAAGAAAUAUUUGACGUGGUUUCAAAGACACGAAGAGCCAAAAUCAAUCACAGAUGACUAUGAGCAGGGGACGUACAUUUACUUUGACUAUGAAGGUGCUUGGUGUCAGCGCAAGAAAACCGAGUUUAGGUUUGAGUAUUGCUAUAGUAUCUACUUUUUUGAUAAAGUUUUCUUGUGUGCCUAGUAAAAUCUGGUAAAUCACUAGAUGGAUUCCUUCUGAACAAGAAAAAUAAGUGGUGACAGAGGGUUACGUUUUUUCUUUUCUGACAUUUAGUGUCACCAUAAAUGUGUAGAAAGUUCUAUUUUUUCAUUUUUUUUUGAGCUGCUAAAAAUACUUUUUUUUUUUUUUUUUUUUUUUUUUUU
This is a messenger RNA of Mycotypha africana, 2192 nucleotides long. RefSeq names its product Not1 N-terminal domain, CCR4-Not complex component-domain-containing protein. Bases 148 to 2013 code for a protein of 621 amino acids. Gene Ontology annotation, cellular component: P-body; CCR4-NOT core complex; nucleus. Lineage: Eukaryota; Fungi; Mucoromycota; Mucoromycetes; Mucorales; Mycotyphaceae. The record is from RefSeq and is a predicted model, not a curated record. Gene Ontology annotation, biological process: regulation of DNA-templated transcription; nuclear-transcribed mRNA poly(A) tail shortening. The transcript is spliced from 10 exons.